AUGUUUGUUGCUAGACAACGAACGGACCAAUAGGAGCUGUUUUGAUUUGUAUCCUGUUGUGUCUCGCGGAGGUUUCUUUGAUUAGCUUGUUUUCAAGAGUAAUUUUAAAUCAAACCACCUCGCAGAUAAGAACCCGAGGAACACGUAGGAGGGUCUUGUUGUCAGAUUCUGUCAUCUGCACAUGCAGUGAAUGAUCCAGAGCCACAGUCUGACGGCACACAGCUUGUAAUGAUGCCAGAAUCCUCCCCAGUCAAGGAUCAUUAUGGGAUCUCUGUUGAAUGUGGAGCACCCCUCUUGAGGCACUUUAGCCAGUCCUCACUUCCACUGCACAGAAAUACCAACGUUCAAAGUGCCUUUUGCACGCAGCAAAAUGUGCAGGAAUGUCUGUCCCACAUCAAUCAGGAGGUGUCAUCCCUCGGCCUCCCAACGGUUUGGGUGGAGUUGGACGAGAGCUCGGACCUGAAUGUUGUGACAGUCCUGAACUGCAUGUAUGACCUGAUUCAGCUGCACCACAGGAGCCUCAGAACUCUGGAAAACAUAGAAGUGGAACAGCUAAAGUCAAACAGCAAGUUGGACUACCUGCAGCUCUCUACCACUCGCCUAAAGGAGCAGCUUGAAUGUUCUAAAAGGGAAAACACAGGACUUCUGGAAAGAGAACGGCAGCUCCAGCAGAAAGUUAAGAGUUUGCAGAACUGUCUGAAAAAUGAAAAGGAAGAGGUACAAAAGCUUCAAAACAUAAUUGCGAGCCGUGCCACUCAGUACAACCAUGACAUGAAAAGGAAGGAGAGAGAUUUGAACAAACUGAAGGAGCGAUUAAAUCAGCUACUUGCUGAUAAAAAGGAGAGAAAACAAGCCAUUGAUGUAUUAAACAACAUUGGGAGAGCUGAUGGGAAGAGAAGUGUUUGGAAAACAGAAAAGACAGAAGCAAAGCACGAAGGGGAGAUGUAUAAGGCUUUGCUGAGUGACUACGACGCCAGGCAGAGGGACCUUGUGCUGGAAAAUGCAGAGCUGAGGAAAGUGCUGCAGCAGAUGAAAAACGACAUGGUGUCGUUACUCCGCCUGAAAAAACUGACCCAGAACGGAGUCCAGAAUCAAUGCAACGGUACACAGGCACACUCUGAAGAGGAGGAGGAAGAAGACGGGUUUGACCCCAGUAAGGAGCUGUUUUGUGUUCAUGCCUGUGAGAAGUUGACCAACAGCCUUCGCCUGCAGUGGAGAAGACUAAAGAGUCACGUUGAGCAGCUGGACAGCCAAGUAUCCCUGGCUCAGGUGAAUGCCGGUAAGAACAGUGAAACGGUUCCACGUGAGAGUCACGAGGAGGAAAUGGACAAACUGAAGCUUGAAGUUCAACAAUGUAAAGACCUAAUUCAAACACAACAGCAUCUCCUGCAGCAUCAGCUGAACUCUUCCUGUGAUGAGAUCGCAUCCCUGCGGAACGAUGGGUACAUGCUCCAGGAGAAAGAGCGCCUCAGAGGAGAAUGGAAGACUCUGGAGGAGCAGAGGAGCAUUUUUGAUAGGGAGAGGAAGAACUUCACUGAAGCAGCCAUCAGGCUGAGUCACGAGAGAAAGGCCUUUGAAGAAGAUCGGGCAACAUGGCUGAAACACCAGUUUUUAAGUUUGAGUCCAUGUGGAGACCUGAAGAAACCCCUGCUCUCAGAUACUACAGGUGCCUCUUCCACAGGUGAAACUGAAUUGAAUCUACUUUUGAUUCAAGAGCAACUCACUGAAAUCCCUUCAGAAUCUGCCUCAGCAAAGUAUGCCUCAUCCAGUUCACCCUUAAAGAUGGACCUAGAUCGUGCACUUCACACAAUUCCCAAAAAUUGCUCAAAUAAAUUGAAGGCAAAGACUACAGACAUUGAAGAAUCAAGAAACCUUAAUGAAGAUACUCCCAUACUGCAGGAGCUGUGGAACCAUGAGACAAGUCUCAGCAAUCAAUCAUCCAUACAGCAGAAGAACAAGUCUUCAUAAAGUCUUCCUUUUCAAUCAUUAUUUUUAAUACUUAUUUAUAUGUUUUUAAAAAGCUUAA
Messenger RNA from Oryzias melastigma (Indian medaka), 2026 nucleotides. Its product is annotated as afadin- and alpha-actinin-binding protein. NCBI's taxonomy places the organism in Eukaryota, Metazoa, Chordata, Actinopteri, Beloniformes, Adrianichthyidae. The transcript has 14 exons. The record is from RefSeq and is a predicted model, not a curated record. The coding region runs from base 229 to 1968 and encodes 579 amino acids.